This is a messenger RNA of Pseudogymnoascus destructans, 984 nucleotides long. RefSeq lists its product as uncharacterized. NCBI's taxonomy places the organism in Eukaryota, Fungi, Ascomycota, Leotiomycetes, Thelebolales, Thelebolaceae. The record is from RefSeq and is a predicted model, not a curated record. The transcript is spliced from 2 exons. Bases 1 to 984 code for a protein of 327 amino acids.
AUGAGCGACUCAGAAUUAUCAGAUUUGCCGUUAGAUCAUGAGAGCUAUUCUCAAAUAGAAGAGCUAUCAUUACCACAUCUACCUGCCCCUAUUCAGCCUUCAGUUGAAGCAGUUGACGUAUCGAUUAAUCUACCUCAACAUCCAAGGGUAGUACUGCCAGCGACAUUGCCGAAGCUCUUCACAAAGGGCUUAUAUCGUCGGGAAUUACUUGAUACUCGGCCUCCGACCAUAAAAAUGAUAUGCCUACAACCAGGCUGUGGAUAUUCACUACUGCCGAGUUAUCAGUGUGAGCAGGGAGCUGCACAGAUUCCAGUAAGCUUUGAUAGUAAUAUUGAAGUUAAGAAUACUCUUGAAAAUGGAUCUAAGUAUGAGAAGGAGGAUUGGAUAAUGCUCCACGCUCUUCAGAAUUUCUUCGUUAUAUUUGUUAAGCCGUCACAAAAGCUACAAGCAAGCUUAUAUCCAAUGCUCAACUUCGCAAUUCCUCAGUAUCUAAAGAUGAUAAAGAAGCUUGAGGCUUUACAGAAGGAAGUUGGUAUAUCAUCAACGAUCGGCCUAGCUUGUAUCGCUGCUCAUAAGAAGCUUAAUGAGUACUAUACGCUUGCUACGAAUCAACGAUGGAGUCAUUCAGGGGUAGCCACAAUUUGCGAUCCACAUAUGAAUCUUAAUGUAUUCAACAGUCUUUGGCCAAGCAGUACUGAAGAAGUCAAACGGAAUAGGGUUAAGCAGCAGUUCCACGACGUCUUUAUUCAAUAUAGAGACCGCCAAUACUAUCUUGAAGAAGAGAAAAGGGAAGCUGAGGCUGAUUUACCACAAUUACCUACAGAACCUGACUCCGACGAUAAUUUAUAUCUCUCUCAUAGUAUUUACCAAGAACCAGAAUGGAAGAGCUGGCUUGUUGAGCCCCAGCCAGGUCCAGCAACAGAUAUCCUCAAAUAUUGGGCAGCAAAGCAAUAUCAAUAUCCAAUUAUAGCUGCAAUUGCUUGA